UUUCUAAUAAAAAUUUGAGGAGCGAAGGUAGUAGGUAAGCACGCCAACAACUUUGAAGAGAAACACGGCGCCGUUUAAGCCAUUAGACGAAUCUACCUAAGUCCUCAACUACAACGAACUUCCAGUUCCACCAUAGCCAGCGGUCCACCAUCUCUUCAUAAAACCGUACCAAAAACACACACACACACACACACACACACACAGAGGGAAAUCGGGUCGGAUCCCAAAGAUGGGUGUAACACCAAAAAUCGCUCCAUCCAUGCUUUCAUCGGAUUUUGCUAACUUAGCAUCAGAGGCAAAGCGCAUGCUUGACUUCGGAGCUGAUUGGCUUCAUAUGGAUAUCAUGGAUGGGCACUUCGUUCCGAACCUAACCAUUGGUGCUCCAGUCAUUGAAAGUUUAAGAAAGCACACAAAGGCAUAUUUGGAUUGCCACCUUAUGGUCACUAAUCCGAUUGAUUACGUUGAACCUUUGGGUAAAGCUGGUGCAUCCAGUUUCACUUUUCAUGUUGAGGUAUCCAAAGAAAACUGGCAAGAACUUAUCCAAAAAAUUAAGUUGAAAGGCAUGAGGCCUGGUGUGGCGUUAAAGCCUGGAACACCGAUUGAGGAGGUUUAUCCUCUGAUCAACAGCGAAAAUCCCGUGGAAAUGGUUCUUGUGAUGACUGUGGAACCUGGAUUUGGUGGACAAAAGUUCAUGCCAGAAAUGAUGGAUAAGGUGCGCGUGCUAAGGAACAAGUAUCCAUCUCUCGAUAUAGAGGUCGAUGGCGGAUUAGGGCCUUCAACUAUUGAUGUGGCUGCAUCGGCUGGAGCAAAUUGCAUAGUGGCAGGGAGUUCAGUAUUUGGAGCUCCAGAGCCAGCUGCAGUUAUAUCCCUUAUGAGAAAGAGUGUUUUGGAAAAUCAGGAGAAAAGUUAAAAAACAUUGCAAGAUAUUGCUUUUGUUGGGGGGCGGUUCAUGACAAUAUAUGUGUACAAUAGAUUGGUCUCACUUGAUAAGUUUUGAAAUUCAAUAAAAUGACACAGAUAUAUGAAAAUUUGAUAAUAA
Gossypium arboreum is the source of this 1039-nucleotide messenger RNA. RefSeq names its product ribulose-phosphate 3-epimerase, cytoplasmic isoform-like. Gene Ontology annotation, molecular function: D-ribulose-phosphate 3-epimerase activity; metal ion binding. Gene Ontology annotation, cellular component: cytosol. Gene Ontology annotation, biological process: pentose-phosphate shunt, non-oxidative branch; pentose-phosphate shunt; carbohydrate metabolic process. NCBI's taxonomy places the organism in Eukaryota, Viridiplantae, Streptophyta, Magnoliopsida, Malvales, Malvaceae. The record is from RefSeq and is a predicted model, not a curated record. The transcript is spliced from 8 exons. Bases 230 to 910 code for a protein of 226 amino acids.